AUGGCCGCUGCUGCCUACUUCGCGGAAUUGCGGCGCUGCAUUGUGCGCUUCAUCUGCGGAUCCAGUGACUUCGGCCCGUGCCCGGUCAGCGGGGUUGGCCUCAAUGCGGCCCUGCGCAGAGAGCACAUGAGAGCUGGGCAUGCCCGGUCGGCGCUCUCCGUCUUCCGGGCCUCGGACACGGUGGUGGCGGUGCGCGCCAUCGCGCAGCACCUUCAGGACGCGGGCUGCAGACAAGCCUUCGUGCUGGAGGAUGCGGCCAGCGCAGACGACGUGCUGAUUGUGGAAGCAGAUCCUCGUCAGAUCGCCUCGGUGUUGCUGGCGAACGAGCCCACAAAUGGCUCUGGCAGUUCUCGAGCGAAACGCGCUCGUGUGAACGUCGUGGAGCACUCGGAUGCUUUGGUUCCGUUUGCUGCCCAGGACUAUGCGUCCGGCGGCGCGACCUCUUCGACUGCCUUCUUGCGAACAGCGCAGGGCAGUGGUGGUCGAAGUCCUCGAGCCAGUGCGGGCGAAGUGAGCGUGGAGGACUUGCUCCAGGCACCCACAGCGCGUCAGCGGCAGCUGAUCGAUGCGGGUGACGAGCUCCGCCAGCUGCUUGCCGAGCCGACAGCGCGGCAAAGCCUUACGGCGCAGAAGUUCAUGAACAAGACGCGCAACAUGGCCCAGUUCUGCGCCCACGGCAGUCGUGCCGACUGCCGCGCAUCAACUGGGUCCAUCUCGGCCUGCGCCAAGAUCCAUUUCAAGAAGAUCAUCAAGCCCUGGACGGACGAGUCGCUGGGCGAUUGUUCGUAUCUGGACACGUGCAGGCACAUCGAGAAGUGCAAGUAUGUGCACUACGCGCUGGACCUGACGGUGGACCAGACCAAAUACCUCAAUGAGUGCGGUGUCCAGAACCGCGGGACGGACACGAAACGCAUCAACGAGCUGGUCAUGAAGGGCAUGGACCUCCCCGCGCAGUGGAUACACUGCGACCUGCGCUCGUUUCCGCUGUCCAUCUUCAAAGGCUUAAUAAGCGUCGUGAUGGCCGACCCGCCUUGGGACAUUCACAUGGAGCUGCCCUACGGGACGUUGACCGACGAAGAGGUGAAGAAUCUCAACAUCGGCGACAUCCACGAGGAUGGGAUGAUCUUCCUGUGGGUCACUGGCCGAGCCAUGGAGCUGGCCCGGGAGUGUUUUCGCCUCUGGGGCUACAAGAGGAUCGAGGAGAUCGUGUGGGUCAAGACCAACCAGCUGCAGAGGAUCAUCCGGACGGGCCGCACGGGGCACUGGAUAAACCACUCCAAGGAGCACUGCUUGGUCGGCAUCAAGGGCAACCCGAAGCUCAACAGGAACUUGGAUUGCGAUGUCAUCGUUAGCGAAGUGCGCGAGACCUCGCGCAAGCCGGAUGAGAUCUACAAUCUCAUCGAGCGGAUGUUUCCGAACUGCCAGAAGCUGGAACUCUUCGGCCGGCCCCACAACGUCCACGACAACUGGAUCAUCUGUGGGAAUCAGCUCGACGGGGUGCGCCUGGUCGACGAGGAGAUCGUGAAGAGAUACAACCACGAGUUUCCCAACAACCCCACCACGGCCUGGCGCCGGGCCAAGGAUGAGUUGGUGGCCUACCAGGGCGGAGGUUCGGGCGGCGCACGGGGCGAGGAUGCUCCAUGGGUGCCCCCCUCCGAGGCGCCCGCCGCGCCCCAGCCUUCCUCCAGUGAUGCUUGGGUUCCUCCGGCAGCGAGCGCGCCGCAGGAUCCCUGGGGCGCGCCGGCUCCCUGGGGCUGGCCGCCACGGAGGUGA
This is a messenger RNA of Symbiodinium natans, 1773 nucleotides long. The record is from the annotation of a GenBank genome assembly. NCBI's taxonomy places the organism in Eukaryota, Dinophyceae, Suessiales, Symbiodiniaceae.